This is a messenger RNA of Penicillium samsonianum, 576 nucleotides long. RefSeq lists its product as uncharacterized. NCBI's taxonomy places the organism in Eukaryota, Fungi, Ascomycota, Eurotiomycetes, Eurotiales, Aspergillaceae. The record is from RefSeq and is a predicted model, not a curated record. The transcript is spliced from 2 exons. Bases 1 to 576 code for a protein of 191 amino acids.
AUGGUUCGGAUAAGCGAGGCGAUCAAAGACGAUCACCGGAAACUCGAAUCUUAUUACAACAUCAUCGUCAACUCCGAAGAUGAAGACGAACAAACGCGAUUCCAGAACCAGUUCACCUGGGAACUUGCCCGACACGCUGUCGCCGAAGAGCUAGUAGUGUUCCCUGCACUGGAAAAGGUUCGAUUUAACAGCAAGGAGAAGCUAGAUGAUGAUCGGCGUGAGCAUUCAGCGCUCAAAGAAAUGCUCUACGUUUUCCAAGACCUAAACAGCUCCGAUCCAAGAUUCGUCCCUACAAUUACGAUGCUGAUGGAAGGUCUUGCCCGGCAUAUGAAAGACGAAGAGGCAAACGACCUGGUUAUAUUGGAGGAGUCCCUCACUUCUGAUGAGAGCGAGGGGUUGGCUGAAUCUCUUAGUCGCACUAAGAUGUUCGUGCCCUCUCGCUCGCAUCCAUAUGACCUGGACAACCCGCGCUUCGAGACUGUAGCCGACCUGCUCACGGCUCCCCUGGAUCAUCUUCAGGAUAUGUUUCGAAGGUGGCCAGAGGAGGAAGGCCUUCUAACCUCGCCAAUGGAGUAG